GCGACCGUCUCCCCGUAGCCGGGGGCGCAUCCGUGCUGCCCCACACUGUCACUCCCGUUUCGUUACCAAACAAGUCGGAGCGCGUUUAGGACCAGAGCCCACUGCCACCGGCAUCUUUCUCCAACAGACGGAGCUACAUUCAGAAGGUGGACUGUUCUGCAAUUCGUGCAGAAUAGGGCCACAGCCAGGAGCCCAGCGCACGCCUGAGUGACCACAGCUUCACCGCCAAGCCAAGCAGAGUCCCUGGGAGCACCACCACAGCGGACCCAACACACCAGGCUAAAAAUGCCACUUUUUGGCUGGAUGAAGUGGCCAAAAUAUGAUUCCUACAAACCCACACACUACCCUGGCUCCGAAGCCGUGACGAAGACUCUGCUUCGGGAACUGAAGUGGCAUCUGCAGGAGCGAGAGAGAUUAAUACAAGAGAUCGAAAAUGAACAGAAAGUGAGAAAAACAGGUGUGGAUUACAGCUGGCUGAGAAACUACCAGAAUCCCUACACGACCAUCCCAGCUACCGAACAAAGACAACUUGAAGUCCUUUGCUCCCAAGUUCAGCCUUGUCAAACUGGAACUAUUCUCAGCAGAUUUCGAGAAGUUUUAGCAGAAAACGAUGUGCUGCCAUGGGAAAUAGUCUACAUCUUCAAGCAAGUUCUGAAAGACUUCCUAACCAGUCCUAGCAAAGGUAACCAGCAAGAAGGCCCAGAAGAGUCAGGGGACACAGACUGUCCUGUUCCGUCUGUGAUCCUGGGCACAAGCUCCAGGAGUUCCGAUAAAGACGAAAUACCCACGAUUUCCAGCUACGUGGACAAAACCACAAAGAACAAGUUCCCAGUGUUCUCACAUAGAAUAUGGAACCUACCCUAUUAUUACCCAUCGAGUUAAGUUACUUAUAACCGGAAGAGUUUUUAUGGCCCUCUUUAGAAGAAUUCUUAGUAUUAAGAAUAUGAAAAAGUGAUGUGAUUUCACGUUUCUCUGUUGCAAAGUCAGAUGUUAAGUCGUGUUUAACUGCGCGUCCCAUGUUUUAAAUAGUGUCCCGUUUUUACCCACUCUAAGAAUGCGAUGUUUCAUUGAACUGUAUACUUUUAACUAAAAUGAUUCCUAAACAUUUUGAAAAAAAUGUUUGAAGUAUUUUCUUAUACUUCAAACACCUCACAGGAACAAGUAUGAAACUGGACAAAUUCUGUGUGAAAAUUAGACAUUAACCUUUUAUUCUGAAGCUACGCAGAGAAUAAAACAAGUGACUGAU
Messenger RNA from Mustela erminea (ermine), 1246 nucleotides. It is a transcript of the gene RD3L, whose product is annotated as retinal degeneration 3 like. NCBI's taxonomy places the organism in Eukaryota, Metazoa, Chordata, Mammalia, Carnivora, Mustelidae. The coding region runs from base 286 to 882 and encodes 198 amino acids. The record is from RefSeq and is a predicted model, not a curated record. The transcript has 4 exons.